Molecule: messenger RNA, 2016 nt
Organism: Yamadazyma tenuis ATCC 10573
Lineage: Eukaryota; Fungi; Ascomycota; Pichiomycetes; Serinales; Debaryomycetaceae
Gene: SST2
Product: GTPase-activating protein
Biological process (GO): intracellular signal transduction
Source: RefSeq, a predicted model, not a curated record
AUGACUUCUUUGCACCCAAAUUGCAACCAUUUCCCAGGUGUUCAAGAAGCACCUAAGUUUUUACCCGAUGAAGAGCUGACCCAUACCAAAAUCUUGUACCAGACCGUCAACAAACACUUCAGCAAGACCCCCUCGGGAAAGAUCUUCGACGAUGACUUGAAGGAGAUUUUUGCUCUCAUGAUCUUGAAGUUGGAUCUUCAGGAUCACACUUCCUCCUACAAACUCUCCUUGUCGAAGUACUACCCGUACCAGUUCGGAGUGAAGAAGGCGUUGGCCACCUUGGAGAACUUGGACUUUAAUAUCGACAGUCCGGUCAAUUGCAUCUCCUUGAGCUAUAAAAUCGAUCAUGAGCUAGGACUUUUGUGCAUCCACAAGUUUUUCGAUGCUAAACUCUUGCACUCUCCGGGAGACCGGACCAGAUCGAGGUUUAACGCCAAAUCGACAAUGCAGCCGACUCCCAAAGGUGUAGCCAUUGUCAAGAGGUUCAUUGAGAAGUCGGGUAUCAAGUUCAGUAGAAUGCCUCUGCUUUUGGCAUCCACCUUGAACUCGAUGACAUUGUUCUGCUUUGACAGGAGCUUUCUCAAUGACAAGAUCACCUACUCAACGGUGUUGGUGACGGUGUUGUUUGCUCAGCUUCUUGGACCAGUUCCUAGCUUAUGGUCUCCAGAAAACAAACCUGACAUGUUCAAAAUCAACUUUGACUACAAUAUCUUGAAUAUGGACAACUUGGCUCCCGAAAAGUUCAGCUUGAUGCGAGACCAUCUUUUUGCCAGUCCGCUCCACCAUAAGUACUUUGCCAACCCUGAGUCUGAUUCUCACGUCCAGUACUACAUUUCUUCCAACGGGGUGCGGGUGUUCAAGGAUAAGACUUUCACCACUGAGUCCAAAGAAUCCUAUAAUAUCCGUUACUGUGUUUCGGGGAAGGCUAUAUCCCAAUGGUUGAUGGACUGCACUGAUAUCUUACUGGUGAAAAUUUCUCAGGAAAUUGGCAAUUUGUUCAUCAAACUUGGGUACCUUGUUCCCAUUUUUGACUAUCCUUCUGCUGCUACUUCCAAGGUGUUCAGGCCUAGCCAUGACUGGUACUACCGAAUCAGCGAUGUUGGCAAAACCAAACUGUUUUGGUACCGAAAGCAAAAGCCUGUUUCUUUACUCCCACUGGCUGUCAACUCUCGCGAGUGCCAGUCCUCUUUUGACGAUAUUUCAAAGCUCACAGAUGUCUUGAACGAUCUGGGGUUGAAGUAUCUUUUCAGAAUCCACUUGGUCAAUGAGUACUGUGCGGAAAAUAUCAAUGCAUACGACCGGUUGAAGUUGUUUUUAAAAAAAGUCAACUUGUUGUCCAAGCUUUUAAACUACAUUGACCUCAACUUCGACAAGGGUUCCAACAUCUACAAGAGUCAGGUCUUGAAGUUGUCCAAUGACUGCCUCGCAACCAUCUACCACAUCUACUUUACGUAUUUGUCCCCCAAAGCUCCGUUUGUGUUGAAUAUCAACUACAACUUGAGAAAGCGCAUCUCAGACGUGUUGGUAGGCAACGAUAAGGCUUUUGACAACAUCUACAACUUCAACAACAAUGCAGAGUUUAUGUGUUCUUCUUCCCUUGAAUCUCCCAUGACAGUGGUGGCCCACAACCCCGGAAUCAAGGACCAACUGUCUGGUGAGAAACCUCUGCUGUCAAGUUUCUGCUCCUUGCAGCGAAGUCGUUCUACGCAACUUUCAGAACGUGAGGUGCGUAUUCCAUGUCUAGAGCUCAACGAUGAUGAGUCGGUGUUCAGCUUGAGAGACCUUGCACCAGGUAGGUCGAGGAGAACAUAUCUUGGUAAUACUCCUCCAACAUCAGCACGAGACGAAGAGUUUCGAGAAAUCUACAAAUCGCUAUUGUCUUUUGCACCCAUUGGAAACGAACUUGUCAACUCAUUGUACGGCCUCAUGGAGAUCGACUCGUUCCCCAAGUUUUUGAACUCGGAGAUAUUCCAGCAGUUCCGAUCGCUCUUCGAGGUUCUACCAAGUACUAUUUGA